This is a messenger RNA of Eleginops maclovinus (Patagonian blennie), 2650 nucleotides long. RefSeq names its product phosphofructokinase, muscle b (gene pfkmb). Gene Ontology annotation, biological process: canonical glycolysis; fructose 1,6-bisphosphate metabolic process; fructose 6-phosphate metabolic process. Gene Ontology annotation, cellular component: cytoplasm; membrane; 6-phosphofructokinase complex. Gene Ontology annotation, molecular function: monosaccharide binding; AMP binding; ATP binding. Lineage: Eukaryota; Metazoa; Chordata; Actinopteri; Perciformes; Eleginopidae. The record is from RefSeq and is a predicted model, not a curated record. The transcript has 21 exons. The coding region runs from base 139 to 2547 and encodes 802 amino acids.
GGAUAAUUAAGGUGGGCACUCUUGCAACUGGUAUUACUUUCCAUAGCGACAGUCUGAGUUAGAGGUGAGAGGCUCCUUGUACUCACACAGAUUUACACUGAAGGCCUCUUUCCCUCAGUGGGUUUCAGGUCCAGGACUAUGGCACCAACCAUCGACCCCAGCAAGAUGGGAGAAGGUCGGGCGAUUGCCGUGCUUACCUCAGGAGGUGAUGCCCAGGGUAUGAAUGCAGCAGUGAGGGCCACAGUUCGAGUGGGAAUUUACACUGGAGCCAAGGUGUAUUUUGUCCAUGAGGGUUACCAAGGUCUGGUGGAUGGAGGAGACAAUAUACGCCCGGCUACUUGGGAGAGUGUUUCGAUGAUGCUUCAGCUGGGUGGGACUGUAAUUGGAAGUGCCCGCUGUCAGGAUUUCCGUACCAAGGAGGGACGCACCAAGGCCGCCUGUAACUUGGUCAAGCUGGGCAUUACAAACCUGUGUGUGAUCGGAGGGGAUGGCAGUCUGACGGGUGCCAACCAGUUCAGAACAGAGUGGAGGGAGCUGCUGGCAAUCCUGCUCAAAGCUGGUAAGAUCACAGCAGCUGAGGCCAAGGCCUCCUCCCAUCUUAACAUUGUUGGCAUGGUGGGCUCUAUUGACAACGACUUCUGUGGCACCGACAUGACCAUUGGCACCGACUCUGCCCUUCAUCGCAUCAUAGAGAUAGUGGAUGCCAUCACAACCACAGCACAGAGUCACCAGAGAACCUUCAUCCUGGAGGUAAUGGGCAGGCACUGUGGGUACCUGGCUUUGGUGACAGCCCUGGCCUGUGGCGCUGACUGGGUGUUCAUCCCGGAAAUGCCCCCAGAUGAUGGAUGGGAGGAGCAUCUGUGCAGAAGACUGACAGAUCAAAGAGGCCGUGGCUCCCGUUUGAAUAUUAUCAUUGUUGCAGAGGGAGCGAUGGACCGCAGUGGUGAAGCCAUUACAUGUGAGGACGUCAAAAAGGUCAGGCAUGACUCCAUAAUACCAGCACACAUACAUAGUAGCUCUUCAUAUGAGAAACACAAUGAUAAUCUGUCUGUACAGCUGGUAUCAAGCAAACUGGGCUUUGACACACGCACCACCAUCUUAGGCCAUGUGCAGAGAGGAGGAACGCCUUCGGCCUUUGACAGAAUCCUGGCCAGCAGGAUGGGUGUGGAGUCUGUGAUGGCUCUGCUGGAGGCAACACCAGAAACUCCUGCAUGUGUGGUCAGUUUGUCUGGAAACAUGGCUGUCAGGCUGCCUCUUAUGGAGUGUGUUCAAGUGACUAAAGAUGUCACCACAGCCAUGGCUGAAGGGAGGUUUGACGAUGCGGUGAAGCUCAGGGGAAAGAGCUUUGAGAACAAUUGGAACACCUACAAAAUGCUGGCUCAUGUGCACAUCCCGGAAAAAAAGAGUAAUAUCAACAUUGCCAUAUUGAACGUGGGAGCUCCGUGUGCUGGGAUGAAUGCUGCCGUUCGUUCAACAGUCAGGGCCGGACUCCUGCAGGGCCACCGGAUGCUGGCUGUCCAUGACAGCUUCGAUGGCCUGGCACAUGGAUUGAUUGAGCCUAUUGAUUGGUCUGGAGUUGCAGGAUGGACUGGAAAAGGGGGCUCCAACCUGGGCACAAAAAGGGCACUGCCACAAGAUUUCAUGGAUGAGAUCAGUCUGAGCAUCGCUAAGUUCAACAUUCAUGCUCUAGUCAUUAUUGGCGGCUUUGAGGCUUUUGUUGGGGGUCUGCAGAUUGUGCAGGCUAGAGAGAAGUUUGAGGAACUAUGUAUUCCUAUUGUCGUAGUUCCCGCAACUGUCUCCAACAAUGUUCCUGGAUCUGACUUCAGUAUUGGCACUGACACUGCACUUAAUACUAUAACCAUGACAUGUGACAGGAUCAAACAAUCUGCUGCGGGCACCAAGAGAAGAGUGUUCAUUGUUGAGACUAUGGGAGGACACUGCGGCUACCUGGCAACAAUGGCUGGCUUGGCAUCCGGAGCUGAUUUUGCUUACAUUUACGAGGAGAAUUUCAACAUUCAUGAUCUAGAGAUGAAUGUGGAACAUCUGGUGGAGAAGAUGAAGACCACAGUGAAGAGAGGACUGAUCCUGAGAAAUGAGAGAUGCAAUGCUAAUUACACCACAGACUUUAUCUUCAACCUGUAUUCAGAGGAGGGAAAGGGUGUGUUUGACUGCAGGAAGAAUGUACUUGGGCACAUGCAGCAGGGUGGAACUCCAAGCCCCUUCGACAGGAAUUUUGCCACCAAAAUGGGGAUCAAGGCAGUGCUAUGGUUGACUGACAAGCUAAAGGAAUGUUAUAGACAUGGUCGUAUCUUUGCCAACUCUUCGGAUUCAGCCUGUGUGCUUGGCAUGAAGAAGAGGUCUUUGGUCUUCCAGCCGCUGUCAGACCUUAAAGAUCUCACUGACUUUGAACACCGUAUUCCAAAGAUACAGUGGUGGCUUAAACUGAGGCCAAUCCUGAAAAUCCUGGCCAAGUACAACACCAAUCUGGACACGACUGAAAAGGCUGAGAUAGAACAUGUCAUCAAGAAGACAGCUGUAGUUCCUUAGUUGCCUACGUUUGUCUAUGGGUCUUCUAUUAAAAGCACCUUGUGAACUCUGACUCUAUAAAAAAGUACAAUAUAAAUAAAGAUCACAAGUAUAUCCAAACACA